Ochotona curzoniae (black-lipped pika) is the source of this 3907-nucleotide messenger RNA. RefSeq names its product deltex E3 ubiquitin ligase 1 (gene DTX1). Gene Ontology annotation, cellular component: nucleoplasm. The transcript has 11 exons. The coding region runs from base 1062 to 2948 and encodes 628 amino acids. Gene Ontology annotation, biological process: Notch signaling pathway; protein ubiquitination. The record is from RefSeq and is a predicted model, not a curated record. Gene Ontology annotation, molecular function: zinc ion binding; ubiquitin protein ligase activity. Lineage: Eukaryota; Metazoa; Chordata; Mammalia; Lagomorpha; Ochotonidae.
UCAAACCUCCAGCGAGAGUGGGGCAAGCCAGGGAGGCCGCCCUAGAAUGCUUUGAGAUCUCUCCUCGGUUUGCUAGCCCUUAUUCACUCACUCUGACAUCCACCCAGCACCUACUGUGCGCGCCACACGACUCGGUCUAGCAGCGCGGCCGCGGCCGCCUCGCUCGCUCCCUCCCGCGGGAUCCCGGCGUGCGGCCGGCUCCUGCGUCCGUCUGUCCGUCCGUCGUCGCUCGGCCGAUCGGAGGGGCAGGGUGUCCGCGAGUGGCGGUCGCGGGGCCCACGCAGGGACCGGGCGCGGAGGCGGGACGGCGGCCCCCUCCCACUCGGGGCCACAGGCGGCGGUGCAGACGCGCGGGCGGAGGAGCGGGCAGAGCAGAGGUCGAGAGCACGAGUGGGGUGGGGCGUGCCCACGGCCCCCGCCCCCCUCGGUCCCCUCGGCCCCCCGGCCAGCUCCGGAGUCGCAGCCGGGGACCGCCAGAGGAGGGUCUGUGCUGUGCCUUCCCACCGCAUUCUGCGACCACCAGGCCUUCCGGGACACCAACACCACCGCCACCACCAUCACCACCGCAGCCUCUGUGCAGAGGGGACCCAGGGGCAGGGACAUCCCUACAGCAGGAGCCGUCGGGAAGGGGUGCACCAAGGCUGAAGCCAAAGCCAAGUCCAGGGGUCUGGGACGCUGUGCCAGCCCAGAGGGCUGCAGGCAGUGCAGGCUGGGACUGGCUUCCCAGGUGACAGGCCCUGCCUGGCUGGCUGGCUGGAGAGGACCAGAGAACGGCAAGACAAGAGGCCGGACCUAGCCAGGGGCGGCUACCACCACACAGCAAUCUCGCCUGAGCCUGGGGGUGGGGGUGGACACAGCUUCUGCAGACCCCUGCCCCCUGUUGUGGGAAAGACACCUGCUGGUGGGCAGGCCAGGCCCUUAUCUGAGACAGCCCUGCGGCUCCCGGCUCCUGACCGAGGCCUGUAGGCUGGGAGAGCAGUCCUCCUGCUCCUGACCCACAGACCCCACCCCAGGCUGCUGCAGCAGGAAGGGACCUGGGCCUUGGGGUGACGGCAGCAGCCAUGUCACGGCCAGGCCAGGGCAUGAUGGUCCCAGUGUCCGGGCUGGGCUUCCCCCCACAGAAUGUGGCUCGGGUGGUGGUGUGGGAGUGGCUAAAUGAAUACAGCCGCUGGCGUCCCUACACGGCCACCGUGUGCCACCACAUCGAGAAUGUGCUCAAGGAGGAUGCCCGGGGCUCGGUGGUCCUGGGCCAGGUGGAUGCCCAGCUGGUGCCCUACAUCAUCGACCUGCAGUCCAUGCACCAGUUUCGCCAAGACACAGGCACCAUGCGUCCGGUGCGACGCAACUUCUACGAUCCGUCGUCGGCGCCGGGCAAGGGGAUCGUGUGGGAGUGGGAGAACGACAGUGGCGCGUGGACGGCCUACGACAUGGACAUCUGCGUUACCAUCCAGAACGCCUACGAGAAGCAGCACCCGUGGCUCGACCUCUCCUCGCUCGGCUUCUGCUACCUCAUCUACUUCAAUAGCAUGUCACAGAUGAACCGCCAGACGCGCCGCCGCCGCCGCCUGCGCCGCCGGCUGGACCUCGCCUACCCGCUCACGGUCGGCUCCAUCCCCAAGUCGCAGUCGUGGCCCGUGGGCGCCAACUCGGGCCAGCCCUGUUCGUGUCAGCAGUGCCUGCUGGUUAACAGCACGCGCGCCGCCUCCAACGCCAUCCUGGCCUCUCAGCGCCGCAAGGCGACCCCUGCGCCCGCGCCCGCGCCCCCGCCGCCGCUGCCGCCACCACCGCCGCCGCCUCCUGGAGGACCUCCGGGCACGCUCGCCGUGCGCCCCAGUGCCACCUUCGCCGGCGCCGCGCUCUGGGCCGCGCCCGCCACCGGUCCCCCUGAGCCCACACCGCCUCCCACGGGACCCCCGAGGAGCCCAAGUGCCCCCAGCGGCGCGCCGGUCCCGGGACAGAACAACCUCAACCGGCCCGGGCCCCAGCGUUCCACAGGCGUGAGCGCACGCGCCUCCAUCCCGCCGGGGGUCCCCGCGCUCCCGGUGAAGAAUCUGAACGGUACCGGGCCGGUCCACCCGGCCCUAGCAGGCAUGACCGGGAUCCUGCUGUGCGCCGCGGGGCUGCCCGUGUGCCUGACGCGCGCGCCCAAGCCCAUCCUGCACCCGCCGCCCGUGAGCAAGAGCGACGUGAAGCCAGUGCCUGGCGUGCCCGGAGUGUGCCGCAAGACCAAGAAAAAGCACCUCAAGAAGAGUAAGAACCCAGAGGACGUGGUUCGGCGAUACAUGCAGAAGGUCAAGAACCCACCUGAUGAGGACUGCACCAUCUGUAUGGAGCGACUGGUCACAGCUUCGGGCUACGAGGGUGUGCUCCGGCACAAGGGCGUGCGGCCGGAGCUGGUGGGCCGUCUGGGCCGCUGUGGCCACAUGUACCACCUGCUGUGCCUAGUGGCCAUGUACUCCAACGGCAACAAGGAUGGCAGCUUGCAGUGUCCCACGUGCAAGGCCAUCUACGGUGAGAAGACGGGCACGCAGCCUCCGGGGAAGAUGGAGUUCCACCUCAUCCCCCACUCGCUGCCAGGCUUUGCGGACACUCAGACCAUCCGAAUCGUCUAUGACAUCCCCACGGGCAUCCAGGGCCCCGAGCACCCCAACCCGGGUAAGAAGUUCACCGCCAGAGGUUUCCCACGCCACUGCUACCUACCCAACAACGAGAAGGGGCGCAAGGUGCUGCGGCUGCUCAUCACGGCCUGGGAGCGUAGACUUAUCUUCACCAUCGGCACAUCCAACACCACGGGCGAGUCGGACACCGUGGUGUGGAACGAGAUCCACCACAAGACGGAAUUUGGCUCCAACCUCACGGGCCACGGCUACCCCGACGCCAGCUACCUGGACAACGUGCUGGCCGAGCUCACGGCCCAGGGUGUCUCCGAGGCAGUGGCCAAAGCCUGAGGCUCCCCCACCCCAGCCCACGCGGCUGGCUGCUUGCCUUCCCUUCUGCUUUUGCCCCUGGCCUGGCACAUGGCACACACCUGCCUCCCCGCGCCAGGGCGUGUCCUGGUAGCCCUGGCUCAGGGUUGGGGCGGAGCCUGCAGAAGGGGCGGGAACACUCCCAGGCAGUCAGACCAGGCUCUCCAGCUCCAAUGGGGGCUGCAGAGAGAGAGUUUCAGAAACCACAGUGACCUCCCCCCAGGAAGAUGGCACCCCACGCCCUCACAUACAUACAUACAUACAUACACACACGUCCUGCUGAACACACGCACGCACACCCACGUGCCUCUACCAACCCCCGUGCAGGGGGAGAAGAGACGGGAAGUUCUCCCCGCGAUUCUCAUCUGUGUAGGGACAGUGCUCCUGGGAUGCUGUGCGCACAAGACCAGCUCAAGCACCUGGGGCACAUUGGGUCUUGGGGAGCCCAGCCCAGUACCCCUCCCAUGGCUUCACCCACUGAUGUGCUGACAGCUACAAGUCCUGAGCAGGCUGACAGGCGAGUGGGCCAGAGGGGUCUCCUGUGUCUCUCCCCCCUCCCUCCUUCCCACGGCCAUUUCCAGGCCUGUGUCUGUCCCAGGUAAGGGUACCUGCUCUGCUCCUCAUCCCACCCUGUCACUCAGCGUUCCCCAGCGUGGAGAUCCAAAGGCUACAGCUUCUGCGGGGACUGGAAAGGGGAGGGGGAGUGUUCGCUUAGGAGCCCAAAGCAAACAAUCAGCUUCCCUCUCCUUGGGAGUGGACAGUGGAGUGCUGAUGUCUCCAGCCAACCAGGGGCCUGUUGCCCCAGCAACUCACCAGCUCCGCCUCUGUUGAUUGGCUGUCUCUUCUGUGGCAAUCAGCCAGGAUUUAAAGGGACGCCAGCCACUGCUCUUUGGAAAACCCAGCAGUCCCAUUGUGACUGGGGGAAUAAAUGGUCUUUCUCC